AUGGGCGCGAGCCAUCUUGAGCAAACCAAUGCUCUCUUCAGGAAAAAUCUUGUAAUCCAGAGGCGCUCCUGCAAGACGAACUGCUGUCUGAUCUCGUUCCCGCUGCUCCUCUGCUCCGUCAUCGGCGGCCUACAGAUCGCCAUCAACCACGCAUCGUCGUCGCAGGGAGAGGGAGGUGCUAUUCCUGCUACCCAUCUCGACUGCAGCUGCAGCAACGUCAGCGUAGACGAGAACGCGAUGGGAGGCAUAGAAUGCCCUUACCAGUACGAAGUCAAUGGGUCUUGCGCGGCAACAUUCCUUGUCACUGGCGACAACCACUCUUUUGUAGAAGGUGUGAUAGAUAACAUUUUCACUGCUCAUAGUUCUUCAGUGAACUUGUCGGCAGAUGUUUCUGCGUUGUCUGAUUUUGUUCUGGCAGAUUACGGAGGAUCUUUUCUUCAGAACAAGUGCUUCCCUAACUUGACACUUUCUUAUCCAGUUCAACAUGGCAAUCGUACCGUGAGUCAAGCAUAUGAUUUCUUAAGUUCUGAUCAGGGCAAAUUCAACCUGAUCAUCUCAUACAACUCCACAAACUAUGGUUUUUAUGAUGAAUCAGAACAAUCUGUCCCUGCGCUUAAUAAUCAAGAACGUCCAGUGCAAAAAGCUAAUUCGGAUCAAGUCCCACGAUUAGCUAAUAUGGCCUCAAAUGCAUACCUUCAUUUAAAGGGUAAUGGUCUCAAUAUGUCAUUUGAAUUUGUUAAAGACAUGCCUAGAGCAGCUAUACCAGCUGCACACAAUGACCGGUUUGAUCUGGCUCCAUAUAUAGGGCAGCUACCUUUUGUAUGGACUAUGGAGCUUCUUUUUCCGGUAAUUUUGACAAACCUUGUAUACGACAGACAAAAUAAGCUAAGGAUAAUGAUGAAGAUGCAUGGUCUUGGAGAUUUACCGUAUUGGACUAUAUCCUAUUGCUAUUUUCUACUAUUGUCGCUGCUUUAUGUGCUGUCCUUCAUGCUAUUUGGUUCUGCCCUUGGUUUAACAUUCUUCCGCCAGAACAACUAUGGCGUGCAGUUUGUAUUCUUUUUUGCUUACAUGAACUUGCAAAUUUCAUUUGCAUUUCUUAUGACAACAUACUUCUCUAGUGUGAGGACAGCUACUGUGACAGGAUAUUUGUACAUAUUUGUGUCUGGCCUUUUGUCACAAUUUAUAUUCAGAUCCUAUGUUGAAGAUGCUAACCUCUCAAGAAGCUGGAUCACACUUAUGGAACUUUUACCUGCAUUUUCCUUAUACCGCAUUGUUUAUGAAUUCUCACGAUUUGAACGGCUUGGAAAUUAUAUGGCCUUCUUGGGGAUUCAGUGGACUGAUAUGACUAAUCCAGAAAAUGGAUUGGCAGGUGUGCUUACCAUUAUGGUACUAGAAUGGUUCGUAUUCCUUUUACUUACAUUCUAUUUGGACCAUUUUCAUUCCUUCAAAGACGGAAUGAAAAAAGCAGCAGUAUUUGUUCGCUCCCGCAUAAAUGGGAACCAUGUUGAAACUGCUCAGCAGCAGAACAUACAACUUCAGGAAUUCAGAGCUUCCGUUGAAUUGGAGAGAACAGAUGUCAUCAAAGAGAGAGAGAUAGUUGAACAGAUAUCAGAAGAAUCUCGCAGAAGCUAUUCAGUCAUAUGCGACAAUCUUGAGAAAGUGUACCGUGGAAAAGAUGGAAAUGCAGAUAAAAUUGCAGUUAGAGGGAUAUCCAUUUCUAUGUCACGUGGACAGUGUUUUGGUGUUCUUGGUCCAAAUGGUGCGGGAAAGACCACUCUUAUUAACAUGCUGACUGGAUUUUGUAAACCUACCUCUGGCACUGCAUACAUUGAAGGGAUGGACAUACGCUUCGACAUGGACAGAAUAUAUACAGGAAUUGGUGUUUGUCCACAGGAUGACUUGCUAUGGGAGAACCUGACUGGUCGCGAGCAUUUGUUGUUCUAUGGCAGGCUUAAGAAAUUAAAGGGUGCAGCAUUAGCUGAGGCCAUUGAACAAUCUUUGAGAAGUAUGCACUUGCUUGCCGGUGGUGUUCCUGAUAAACUCGUGGGGAAAUACAGUGGUGGUAUGAAACGUCGUCUCAGUGUUGCUAUCUCUCUAAUUGGUGAUCCUAAGGUUGUUUAUAUGGAUGAACCAAGCUCUGGCUUGGAUCCAGCAUCAAGGAAAAACUUGUGGAAGGCUGUCAAGUCUGCGAAACAGGAUAGGACAAUAAUUCUCACAACACACUCGAUGGAAGAGGCUGAUGUUUUGUGCGACCGGAUCGGAAUCAUCGCAAAUGGUAGCCUGCAGUGCAUUGGGAGCUCCAAAGAGCUGAAAGACAGGUACGGAGGCUCAUGCGUGCUGACAGUAACAACUCCGGCCGGCGAAGAGGAGGAGGAGAUCGAGAGGCUGGUCCAGUCCAUCUCGCCCGCGGCCAACAGGGUGUACCGCGUCUCGGGAACGCAGAAGUUCGAGAUGCCGAAGCAGGGGAUGAAGAUCUCCGUGGUUUUCGGGGCCAUGGAGCAGGCGAAGAGCAGCCUGCACAUCCUUGCCUGGGGCCUGGCUGAUACGACGCUGGAAGACGUCUUCGUCAGAGUGGCCAAGCAGAGUGACAUGUCCACUGUGACCUGA
Miscanthus lutarioriparius is the source of this 2607-nucleotide messenger RNA. Lineage: Eukaryota; Viridiplantae; Streptophyta; Magnoliopsida; Poales; Poaceae. The record is from the annotation of a GenBank genome assembly.